Molecule: messenger RNA, 4471 nt
Organism: Anopheles arabiensis
Lineage: Eukaryota; Metazoa; Arthropoda; Insecta; Diptera; Culicidae
Product: progestin and adipoQ receptor family member 3
Exons: 6
Coding region: 343-1449 (368 amino acids)
Cellular component (GO): membrane
Molecular function (GO): signaling receptor activity
Source: RefSeq, a predicted model, not a curated record
CCGCCGAAGGUGCCGGACCCGGGUCUCGGGCGCUUCACACACUGUACGUUGUGGCGUCGCGCGGUGCAGAACGGAUCAGCAAUCAUCAGUGUGUGGGGAGGAGCUGUCGCUAGACACACGCACAUACACGAUCGUCGCCAGAUCCAGGUGCCAGGUGCGAAAUCCCACGACCGGUUUUUUUCUGUUUUACGCGCAUCAAAGGUGUCCGCCAGCCCAAACAGAAACCCAGCGUCUCCCGUCAAUCAAACUCCUCAUCUCCGUAGCAGUCGCGCGGCGCACGUGUCUUCGUGUUCAACCACCUCGCUGGGUUUGACCAGAGCCUUGACCAGCCCGGGCCCGGCAAUGAACGAGUGGAACGAACUGCUCAAGGCGGAACUGCUGCCCCCGUCCGGCAGCUUCCGGGCGGAUGGGGAUGCACCCGGCAGCAUCAAGUGUGCCGGCCUGUUCCAGGGCAGCGCAGCAGCGCCGGGCGACUGCGGGCUCUAUCACCGGCACCCGCAAAAGGGCAUCGCCAACCCGCCCGUCCUGGAGGAUGCGACCGAGAAGCACGGUUCCUCGUCCGCUCUAGCACCGACCAGCUGGCGCGAGAAGGUGGUCGCGUACGACGAAGCGCCGGAACAUCUCCGGUUCAAUCCGUUCAUACGCACCGGCUACCGGACGUACCUGUCCGCGCGCCUCUGCCUCGAGAGCAUGUUCUGGUGGACGAACGAGACGGUCAACAUCUGGAGCCACAUACUCGGCCUGUGCGUGUUUCUCAUCCUUGCCUACUACGAUACCGCAAUGCUGCAGAUACAGGCCAGCACGACCGACAAGGUGAUCGUGGGCAUGCUGCUGCUCAGCUUUCAGCUCUGCAUGAUCUUCUCCUCGAUCUACCACACGUUCUCGUGCCACUCGGCCGACAGCUACGAUCGGUUGCUCGCGUUCGACCUGUUCGGCAUCGCCCUGUCGCUGCUGGCGAUCUUCAUGAGCGGCAUCUACUACGCCUUCUGGUGCAAUCAGCCCCUGCGCGACUUUUACAUGAUCACGAUCGGGGUCAUCUUUACCGCGGCCAUGGCCCUGCAGAUACCGCAGCUGAACGUCCACUCGAACGUGAAAAUGCUGGCGUUCGUCGCCUGGGCCGCGUACGGUGUCGUACCGACGCUCCACUGGUACUUCGUGAUGGGCGGCACCGAGAGCACGAUGGUGAAGAUCUUCAUACCGCGCGUGGCCGUGAUGUACGCGCUGUCCGGGUUUGCCUUUCUGAUCUACGUGGCCAAAAUUCCCGAACGCUGGUGCAUCGGUUGGUUCGACUGCAUUGGCCACUCGCACAAUCUGUGGCAUUUAAUCGUGCUGGCGGCACUGUGCUACUGGCACAACAGCGGUCUUGAUUUUGCUAACUUCCUCAUCGAGAACGGUUGCGUUAAAGAUAGGGCGAAAUGUUACGCGCUGACCGUUGCCGGUGACCACUGAACCCGGGGGCGUUUGGCCAGCAGCACAAACACCCACGCCCAUUGGUGCGUUGAAUCGGACGGAUUCAGUGCGUCGGUGUACACAAGGGCGCGCACUACCGCUACCGAUGAGCGGAACGGUGUCCAUCCUGUCGGAUCCUUAUUUUACACCACUAAAAAAAAAAACAAACCGAACCAACCAACACCCCCUUUACCUAGAAAUAUCCCUAAAACCCCCGCCCCAUUCCAAACAGUCAAAAUUGAUCUCCAAAUUUCGGCGUGAGAAGUUUUACGAUUGCCCAUUGGCACGGUCGUCCGGAUUGGUUUUGCUAGUAGACUUGUUUUCCGCUGUUCCCAGUAGCUUGACGUUUGAUUCUGAAAUUAGUGUAGUGGAAGACGAUUUCCACUUUAAACCUUAGCUAAUCGAAUGCUAUGAUCGACUGUGGUUGGGUUUGGUCGCAAAGAUUUUAAUGUGUUUUUGGUUAAAUAUGUUUAAAUUUUAUGAAAAAGAUAAUUAAAUUAUUCUUGUUAGUGUAUACCACAUAAUGUGCGUUUACAUAAAGUGGUUAGGGUUAUCGAGCUCUUAAUGUCUUAAUUAUGACUUCCGAGGGUUUUUUCUUUUCCAAGAUAUUGCCAAGACUACGGUUUCCAGGCUAAGAUAUUACGUUACCGAGAAAUAUCUGUUCUCGCUUUGAAACUUUUAUCCGACAAGUGACGUUGAGUAACUCCCUGUAUGAACUUCAGCAUGCUCUCUAACUUGCCUUGUUUGCCGCUCCAAAUAAAGCUUUUCUUUUUGCUCCAUAAUAUAUUGUUUGUCAUGCCGUGCUGUGCCGUUUUUUUUAAUUAAAUAGAUCUACUCACACUGUGACAGUGAAGGAUGCCAUCAGCUCAUUUUAAUGCGAAUUCAUUCAGGCACGCAAAAGCUCUCGUUACGCGACAUUCAUCUUCCUUUAGCUAAAAAACGCGUUAACACCUAAACCCACUGCAUCAGCCAAUCACUCGUGUACAUUACUCACACCAGAAUGCGUGAGCUGACCAUCAUUUUACCCCGGUGAAAUUUACUAACCUUACAAAAAAAAAAAAAACUCGCGUAUAUGUAUAGCGCCAUCUAACGAGAAAUUUUAACGGAACAGCGGAUUUCGGGGGAUUUUGAUGUGGAUGAAGAGCUUUGCAAAACACGUAUCUUAACCCACAGCUCCAUCUUUAUUAUCCCUUCCUCUGUCAUCCGUCCUCCUCUUACUCUUCUCCCCCCCCCCUUCCUGGAGCUCUUAACACCAAACACCAACUCCCCCCCGUACGCUCAACACUUCCUUUAAGUAUUUUGUUAAAUAAAUCGUUUACGACUACAACACCGUCCAUUUUUUCUUCUUCUUCUUCUGUUGUUUCCUUUACCAUUUCAUUCCGCCGCUCUCGAACACCUCCGGUUUCUUUCACCAACAAACAUAAAAAAAAAAAUGAAACCCACAAACACUCUCGCCCACACACUCACACACCGAUUCCUCUUCCUCCUGUCCAACCUGCCCGACCUGCAAUGUGCACCCGACCCGUGAUCACCGGCAACCGGCAACCGACCCCACCAUAUCCUGUUUCCCGCGCCCCAGGCAUGAAGUACGUCGAGUUCCGGAUGACACACGGAUGCUCGGCCGGCGUCCAGUACGCGUAGUUCGCCGGUUCGCCCGGGGUUGCCCCCUCCCCGAAACCCAACAAUGCGCCUUGAUGCGUUUCGCGGACCGCGAGAGCGUAUCGAAGGUGCACAGAUUAGUCGGAAAAUGGUGCUGUUUUUAGUGGAACAAAAUGGAAAUGUUUAGAUGUUCAGGUCAUUUUUUUUGUGUGUGUGUGCCAGACAGUGCGGCGGGUAGUGGUAGACCCUGGCGGAGGCUACCCGAACUAGGCUGCUCUAGAGGAUGCUCUAGCGAGUGCUCAGGUUCUAGUGCACCGGUCCAGCAAACGCGCCGGGGUGCUACCAUUUUUCCGCGCACUAUCGGGUCACUCCAUCAUAACACUUGACAAGGUCUGCCGGUAGCUCCAGCGACUCCAGUCUGCUUACCUUCGGAGUGACUUCUCGGCGGGGCUUCGAUGGUGGCACUGGAAACCAGUUCUACAUACCCGAAGUACCGCUGGCAGGAUAAAAGAGAGCGUUAUGACGGCUUUCAUCCAAAGGUUUAACACGCGACAUGGAAACGCAUCUCCGGCUGGAUGUUAUUAUUAGUAAGCGCCUUUCUCUUAUUGCGAUUCAGCUGUGGAAAUACGUUUUUGUUUGUUUUAUGCAUAGGUCUAGGUCUGUAAAUUCUGCGUUUGAUCGAAAAGCAUCCAAUAAGAAGGGUCAAGAAGGGUUCGUCAACAAACGCACACGAGAAGAGACUGAGAAGAGGACAAUAAAAUGAGAAGAGAGAAAGAGAGAGAGAGAGAGAGAGAGAAAGAGAGAGUUGUAGAGGGAAGGGCUGCUUGCCUUUCUACGAAAGGCCGUUUCCUUAGAACGUCAAAAUCGUAACUGUCAUGUCAGGAACCGACCAACGUAGGCAUAGAUGAUGGAUGUACAAAGAAUAACAAAAGCAAGGUAAAAAGAACGCUAAAGCUCGUGAUAUAAACGCAGUAAUAUACGUAAACCAAACUUACGAAUCUAGCGCCCUGAGAAUGAGACAGAGAGUGGCAAAAUCUUUUCCACGAAACGGGGUUACGUAGCAGGGUAGAGUUAGCUGUAAAUUGUACUAUCGUAGUAGGUUAGCAUUUAAGAUUCUCUAGAAGCACAAGAGGAGAAGCCGCUUUCGCUUCGGGACUUACCAGACGCGCACACGGACGCCAAAGUCAGUCAGACUUUUCAGGUUUGCUCAAUUAUCUUAGUGACGAUGCUCAAGAUGGGGCGCGGUAGCGAGUGGUUGACUUGGGCAAGCUGUCAUUGGUACAUGAGGCUCUAAGAAGACUUUAGAUUGGAAAUAGGAAUGGUACACGUUGACAGAUUGAGCCCAUCUUUUAACUCCACAUGUACGCAAAGCUGCGAAAGAAAGCUAAGAGUAAUAAUAAGUUGUAAAAAUGUUGAUUUGAAA